Molecule: messenger RNA, 2271 nt
Organism: Populus trichocarpa (black cottonwood)
Lineage: Eukaryota; Viridiplantae; Streptophyta; Magnoliopsida; Malpighiales; Salicaceae
Product: cytochrome P450 85A
Exons: 9
Coding region: 478-1872 (464 amino acids)
Biological process (GO): sterol metabolic process
Molecular function (GO): iron ion binding; heme binding; oxidoreductase activity, acting on paired donors, with incorporation or reduction of molecular oxygen
Source: RefSeq, a predicted model, not a curated record
GCUAAGCUAGUUUUUAUACUACUUCCAUAUAUCCAAUAUAUAGUGUGCUCCAAUGAUUUCUCGAAAACACCAACACCCCAUCAUAAAGAAGUCUCCCCAUCCACAAAAUGUCCAUAUUUUUUAAAAUGAAACUUCUGAUAAUACAGACAUUCAUGCCUUGAUUCUUGAAGAACGGUGUUCCAAGUCUUUUUUUGAGUCAAGUAGUUGGCUCAGUUAAAAUAUUGUUGUCAUUUUAAUUUCCUGUGAAGGGUCUUUAUUACCUGUGGUAUUAGAGAGUAGGGUCCCUUACUAGUAGGGUGCAUGGUUUGGCCUAAGUGGCUAUUCUAUCUCUCUCUUUUCACAUGCUUAGUUCAAAGUCCUAUAUAUGUGUGUGUGCUUAUGCAUUCCUCUUGGCUAGCUCAAAUUGGAGCAUUUCCAUACCAUUAACAGCUCUUUGUGAAGAGGGGUUGGAGCUGUUUUUUCUUCUUUGAAACACCAAUGGCUGUUUUCUUCGUGGUUCUUGUGGUAGUUCUCUUUUUGUUCGGUAUCUCCUCUGCUUUGUUGAGGUGGAAUGAGGUGAGAUAUAGGAAGAAAGGGUUGCCUCCAGGCACCAUGGGAUGGCCAAUCUUUGGAGAGACCACUGAGUUUCUAAAGCAAGGCCCGAACUUCAUGAAAAAUCAGAGCGCAAGGUAUGGGAGUUUUUUCAAAUCCCACAUUCUGGGGUGUCCUACCAUUGUUUCCAUGGAUCCAGAGCUCAACAGGUACAUACUAAUGAAUGAGGCAAAAGGCCUUGUUCCUGGUUACCCUCAGUCCAUGUUGGAUAUCUUAGGCAAUUGCAACAUUGCAGCAGUUCAUGGCUCCACUCACAAGUACAUGAGAGGGGCAUUGUUAUCCCUCAUCAGCCCCACCAUGAUCAGAGAACAACUUUUGCCAACAAUUGAUGAGUUCAUGAGAACCCACCUCAGCGAUUGGGAUUCCAAAAUUAUUGACAUUCAACAAAUGACUAAAGAGAUGGCCCUUCUUUCUGCACUCAAACAAAUUGUUGGCAUUGAUUCUAGCUCAAUAUCUCAAGCAUUCAUGCCUGAGUUUUUCAAGCUGGUUUUAGGCACUUUGUCAUUGCCGAUUGACCUUCCUGGCACUAAUUAUACGCGUGGAGUCCAGGCGAGAAAAAAAAUCAUAAGCAUGUUUAGGAAGGUAAUACAAGAGAGGAGGGCGUCAAAAUUAUCGCACCAGGACAUGCUUGGUAAACUGAUGAGAACUCAAGAAAAUAAAUACAAAUUAACAGAUGAAGAAAUAAUUGAUCAGAUAAUCACAAUUCUGUACUCUGGCUACGAAACGGUUUCGACUACUUCAAUGAUGGCAGUCAAGUAUUUGCAUGAUCACCCAACAGUCCUUCAAGAGCUAAGAAAAGAGCAUUUGGCAGUAAGAGAAAAGAAAAGGCCUGAGGACCCAAUUGAUUUGAAUGAUCUUAAACCGAUGCGUUUUACUCGUGCCGUGAUUCUUGAGACCUCAAGAAUGGCGACGAUAGUAAAUGGGGUUUUGAGGAAGACUACUAGAGAAAUGGAACUGAAUGGAUUUGUGAUUCCAAAAGGAUGGAGGAUCUAUGUUUACACAAGAGAGAUAAACUAUGAUCCACAUAUAUAUCCUGACCCUUUAUCCUUCAACCCAUGGAGAUGGCUGGACAAAAGUCUGGAGUCUCAAAACUAUCUCUUCAUUUUUGGAGGAGGUGCUAGGCAGUGUCCAGGGAAGGAGCUAGGAAUAGCUGAAAUCUCAACUUUCCUUCAUUAUUUCGUAACUCGAUACAGAUGGGAAGAGGUUGGAGGGGACACACUAAUGAAAUUUCCAAGAGUUGAAGCACCAAAUGGGCUACACAUAAGGGUCUCAUCUCACUAACUAAUCAGUGACCUGUGGGUGUACAGAAAAGAAGAGGGAGAUAAUGUUGUUCUAACAGAAAGUGAGCGACUUCAAGCUAGUGUUAAUUUCCAUUUUUGGCUAUAUAAUAAUCCUGUUCAUUUUCCAUUUCUUCCCCUUUCUGCCUUUCUGGUAGGAUAUACAGCUUAUCAAGUAAUGCCACAGUAUCCAAGCCUGAGAAUUCCUUCAUCUUCCUGCAGAAUUUGCUAUCACAAUUUAACGAAAAUAAAAAUGGGAUUGAGAGAGAUGGGGCCUUGAGCCCUCUGCUGUUAAAGCCUAGCCCGAGAGACAAGAAAGACCAGGCUCAAUGAAUGUUUGAACUUUGAACAUGUAAUUAAGUAAAGCCCUUGAAAUAGAAUGAUAGCUUCAUUUAUGCCCAAA